UGGUGUGACAAAAAAAAAAAGGGGAAGAGUGGAUUUCCUCUUCUCAGUAUUAUGAAUGAAUGUCUGGUUCUUUAAUGUUAGCCCUUAACUAGUUAUUAUCAGAUAAAAAAAUCAACACGGUGCUGAUAACGAGCUGAACUAAGCUCGAAUAAAUUACUUCGAGAUGUCUGCGAGUGCGGUGUAUGUCUUGGAUUUGAAAGGAAAGGUCCUCGUGUGUCGAAACUAUCGGGGAGAUGUGGACAUGUCGGAGAUUGAGCACUUCAUGACUCUUCUGAUGGACAAAGAGGAGGAGGGGACGCUCUCUCCAAUCUUGGCCCACGGAGGAGUCCGUUUCAUGUGGAUCAAACACAAUAACCUCUACUUGGUCGCAACGUCCAAGAAAAAUGCUAGUGUCUCUCUGGUCUUCUCCUUCUUGUACAAAAUUGUCCAGGUGUUUUCAGAGUAUUUCAAAGAAUUGGAGGAGGAGAGCAUCAGAGAUAACUUUGUCAUCAUAUAUGAACUGAUGGAUGAACUGAUGGACUUUGGCUAUCCUCAGACCACAGACAGCAAAAUUCUGCAAGAAUACAUAACCCAGGAGGGGCACAAGCUUGACACUGGCGCCCCGAGACCCCCUGCCACAGUCACCAACGCUGUCUCCUGGAGGUCAGAGGGCAUCAAGUACAGGAAGAACGAGGUCUUCCUGGACGUCAUUGAGUCAGUCAACCUCCUGGUUAGUGCCAAUGGUAAUGUUCUGCGUAGUGAGAUCGUGGGCUCCAUUAAGAUGCGCGUCUUCCUGUCUGGAAUGCCGGAGCUGCGGUUGGGACUGAACGACAAGGUUCUGUUUGAAAACACUGGACGGGGUAAGAGUAAAUCAGUCGAGUUGGAAGAUGUCAAGUUCCACCAGUGUGUCCGUCUGUCUCGCUUUGAGAACGAUCGCACCAUUUCUUUCAUUCCCCCUGAUGGAGAGUUUGAGCUCAUGUCCUACCGCCUCAACACUCAUGUGAAGCCCCUGAUCUGGAUUGAAUCUGUUAUUGAGAAGCACUCCCACAGUCGGAUCGAGUACAUGAUCAAGGCAAAGAGCCAGUUCAAAAGGCGUUCCACAGCCAACAACGUGGAGAUCCACAUUCCUGUGCCAACGGACGCUGACUCACCCAAAUUCAAGACCACAGUGGGCAGCGUGAAGUGGGUGCCUGAGAACAGCGAGAUUGUCUGGUCCAUCAAGUCCUUCCCUGGUGGAAAAGAGUAUUUGAUGCGAGCCCACUUCGGUCUGCCGAGUGUCGAGGCCGAAGACAAGGAGGGGAAGCCACCAAUCAGUGUCAAGUUUGAGAUUCCGUAUUUCACCACCUCUGGCAUUCAGGUGCGUUACCUGAAGAUCAUCGAGAAGAGUGGGUAUCAGGCCCUGCCGUGGGUGCGCUACAUCACCCAGAACGGAGAUUACCAGCUCCGGACCCAGUAGGCAGCAGGCAGGUGGAACUCAGAGGGGGCGGAGUCAAGCCGCUAAUGUGAUAUCAAAUGGCAGGUGUCAGUCAUGAGAUCAACUGUCGGUAUCAUUUUUUUUAUUUUUUUUUAUUUGUUUAAGGUAUAUUCAUUUCGGAUCAAUGCAAAUAUUAGAAGGAGCCUUCGCUUAGGAAAGGUUUGAAAAAAAGAAUUAAUUACGUCAUACUACUGUGUGGCUCCUAAUGUGAGCGAGGCCAAUACAGCAAGAGUAAAGUUUACAUCUAACCCAAGAGUAAAAUCGUAUCACAGCGGGUCAAAUAGUUUAAAAAGAGUAUGUUACAUUUGUUACUGUAAUCACGUCCACACAGGUUUAAAACACGCUCCGGUCAGUGUAGUAGAUGAAGCUGCUUUGUUCUACCACAAUUCCUCUUUUGUUGAUUUAUCUGUAUAUAUUUGUUACAUGUCAAUGGACUUGGACUCAGUGUUAUCCGUUGUAAAUUUAAAAAGCUCACUUGUUUUUGUACCAUUACCUCCGUGUUGAUGCCAUUGAUACAUGCCAGAGUGAUGCCUGCCUGCUCGGCUGUUGUGCUUUCUAUUCGUCAGUGUGACUCCUCGGACAUUCAGCUUUGCAUAAAAACAUGAAGUGCGCUCAUUGAAGUUACUCAGUAAAACAAAAAAGAGCAGUUAUAAAUCCCUGUUUUUUCCACCCCCCGACACCUGUUUCCCCUUUCCCCUCUAUGUAACCACGCUGUUUUAAAUCAUUAAAUGUCUAUUUAGAGAAAAGUU
Labrus bergylta (ballan wrasse) is the source of this 2202-nucleotide messenger RNA. RefSeq names its product adaptor related protein complex 1 subunit mu 1 (gene ap1m1). Gene Ontology annotation, molecular function: clathrin-cargo adaptor activity. Gene Ontology annotation, biological process: intracellular protein transport; vesicle-mediated transport. NCBI's taxonomy places the organism in Eukaryota, Metazoa, Chordata, Actinopteri, Labriformes, Labridae. Gene Ontology annotation, cellular component: clathrin adaptor complex; clathrin-coated vesicle. The record is from RefSeq and is a predicted model, not a curated record.